Molecule: messenger RNA, 213 nt
Organism: Linum trigynum
Lineage: Eukaryota; Viridiplantae; Streptophyta; Magnoliopsida; Malpighiales; Linaceae
Source: the annotation of a GenBank genome assembly
AUGUUCUUUGGCGAAGAUUCAGAGCUCGAAGAGGACGAAGACACCACCGUGGGUGAUGAAGACAUUGUACCCAUCCAUUCAUCAGCCCUAUAUCACGAUCCUGAUAUGGGUAUUGAGGCUAGUGGAGAGGCGGUGUUCUGCGCUUUUCCCCACAAAUUCUUCUGGAAUCAUAUGGAUGAGGAGAGAGGAUGGGGUGAUGGUUGGCUUCAUUGA